UGGACUCUGCGCCCAGCAGCGGCGGUGGACGCAGGGGACUCUGGUCGUGCAGCAGACUUCGCUUCUUACGGGAGUGUAAGGCAAUAGGGAACCCCGGCCCCCGGACUGAUUGGAGACCCUCAACCCGGGAAUCCUAUCACGAGGAGAAGGGUUCCGACGCACGCUCCGCCGCAGGGGGGCGCCCCUGGCUGGCCGCUGCUUGGUCAGUGGUCCCCGCCACAGGGCGCGUCGCCUCCAAGAAGAUGUCGCUGUCCGGCAGGGAGCGUCCUGCUUGGCCAGGGAGUCGCCUGUCCUGGUUGCUAUGCUGCAGCGCCCUGUUGUCCCCAGCCGCCGGCUACGUGAUCGUGAGCUCCGUGUCCUGGGCUGUCACCAACGAGGUAGAUGAGGAGCUGGACAGUGCAUCCACUGAGGAGGCGCUGCCCGCGCUGCUGGAGGACUCGAGUAGCAUCUGGCAGCAGAGCUUUCCGGCCUCGGCGCACAAGGAGGACACGCACCUGCGACCUCGGGGCUCCGCCCGCGCCAGGCCCGCACCGGCCGCGCGUGGCAUGUUCUCCUACCGGCGGGAGAGCGGCUCAUCUGAGGCAUCCCCUGGCCCCAGGGUGCAUGCCGGCACCGCCCGCUCCCUAGCCCACGCUAGCUCCUGGGGCUGUCUGGCCACUGUGUCCACCCACGAAAAGAUCCAAGGACUGCCCUUUGGGAGCUGCCUGGCCAUCAGUGAUGGCCCCGUCCACAACAGCACAGGGAUCCCUUUCUUCUACAUGACAGCCAAGGACCCUGCGGUGGCUGACCUGGUGAAGAAUCCCACAGCCUCGCUGGUGCUGCCGGAGUCUGAGGGGGAGUUUUGCAGAAAAAACAUCGUCGACCCAGAAGACCCCCGAUGUGCCCGGUUAACGCUCACCGGCCGGAUGGUCACGGUGCCACCAGGGGAGGUGGAGUUCGCCAAGCAAGCCAUGUUUUCAAGGCACCCAGGGAUGAGGAAGUGGCCCCGACAGUAUGAAUGGUUCUUCAUGAAGAUGUGGGUAGAACACAUCUGGCUUCAGAAAUGGUAUGGAGGUGUAUCUGACAUCCCGAGGGAGGAAUACUUCAAGGCAGCUCCAAGGAAGGCCUGAUAGUAACACAAAAGUCUUGGGGUUUGCAUCAAAAUGAAGACCUUUGAAGUAAAGAAGCCAGACAGUCUCUGACUGCCGUCUCUUUGUUUGAAGGGUGCCCAGCUGCCCUGUCACCCUACAGCAGAAUGAGAAAAGAUGAACAGGGAGCCUUGGGCUAGAGUUGAGAUUCAUCGGAGUGGUCCUUUGCCGACCCAUCAUCUACACAGGCACUCAUAGAGACGUUUCUGUUUAUGCCGUACGCCGUACUCAAUCCAGACACACCCAUUUGGAAAUCUUGGUUGUCAAAAUGGAAGUGGUAGUUGCUAAUCCUGUCCUUUAAAAACAAACAAACAAACAACGCCUGUAUGUAGCAUGUUAUUGCCUUCUAUCAUGAGAACACCGUGUUGCUUACCAUCCACAAGUCGUGCUUUGGAUGGAAGCUCGUUGCAUAAAAAGAGCUGGGCGUGCAUCACACAGCGUGGCUGUGGGGUUGGGGGAUGGGAGGCUCUUUGUCUGAAGGUUGUUCACUAGGUCACUGAGUUGCAGAUGUGUUUUCUAGAAUGUACAGGUCACUUGGGGAGCCUUUCUCCCACUGUGGCAUAGCAAAUAGAGUAAGCACAUGCAGGUUUGUGCAUGGCCUGCUCUGUGUGAGCAGACUACAGCAGAACAUUAACGAGAAUGAAGUAGCUUUGCCAUUGAGCUUCCAGGAUUCCCACUGUUAAUAUUUCCGGUAGAAAGUGCCCCUCUACUAUUCAGGAAGUGUGGUGUUCAAGGUAAGAAGCGCCUCCUUCCACACGGUGUAGCAAAGACAGAGGGAAGAAUGCAAGGGAGAAAGCAAAGGCAGAAGGAGCCUGAGAGUCGGCUCACUGCCUAGCCUCAGGCCAGACCCUCAAUAGAAUCACCUCACUUAAGCCCUACCCAGUCAGAUGCUCGGCCUGGUGUCUCCUUCAGACCCGGAGGCUGAGGCUUAGAAAGCACCAGUCAGCACCCCAAGAUCAUUGUGUGUUCACCGCACACAGUGGGCGAGACGCUCCCCCUGUGUUUCCAAUUUUUAAAAUGUGUUACUGAAAUGCACAGAGGGUCAUCAGACACAGGCUGUGAUUUUAAAGGACAAUGACUAACUGGCCUGCUGGGGGAGUGCCCGGUGCAGGGGUAGGUAGCAUGCUCUGAACUUGUUCAACAAACCAUUUACAAGAGCUCCUGGCAUUCGGAGGAGACUAAACUGAAACUGUGUACGUACCUGGGGCCUGACUGGACCAGAGCACACACCGCCAAGGCCAAGUUUUCUAACUUUCCACAAUGACAAGACAUUCUCUAUGAUGGAUCAGGUAUGUUGUAUAACAAAAAAACACAUCACCAACAUAGAAAAUAUACACAUUCUUAAAAUAAUUUUGUUUAACAAAGUAAGACGCGAACAGAGCUUGUGUUGUUAAAACCUAUCUAAGUACUAAUUACUAGAAACCUAGCAGAGCUGCAGAAUCCUUUUUUUAUUUGACAUAAGCCAGCUCACAAGAGUUCCCAGCAAUCAUUAUUUCUAAUACAUAAUUAUAGGGUGGCUUUGUUAGAGGUAUUUCCUAUUUCCAGGGUUUAAAUUUAUUGCUACUCCCAAUUUAGAAGAAGGUGGAGGGCCGGAAGAACAAGCUGCAGGUGUCAGGUACUCCAUAGGUCAACCUCAGAUAUCAGUCCUUGAAGCAUCACUGCCUCUCAUGGCUUCCUCAUCAUGGCUUCCCAGACCACCUCACUGGUACCUUUUGCUAUGUUAGCUUGUUAUGAGUUAGCUCCUUAAGGACUCCUGAGGCGUCAAAGGCUUUGAAGAGCAGGUUCCAAUUAGAAACCCCAAAGAGCAUUAUCAGCUAUUUAUCAAAAUUACAAGAAAUGAAAUCUGAAUGGUCUGGACACCAAGAACAAUGGGCUUGAAUCAGAUGGUCCCUCUUCAGGCAAUUUGUGUUUCAGCAAAUCUCCAGGAAUUUAUAGCAAGUUUAAAUUUGUAGUUUUAGACAUAGCAACAAGGCAAGAAAAAGAAAUUAAAUGUGUACAAAUUGGAAAGAAAGGAAUAAAAGUCUCCUUAUUUACAAGGACAUGAUUAACUACAUAGAAAAUUGCACAUAAUCUACUUAAAAAAAAAAACAGCAGAAGCUGGAGAGAUGGUUCAGCUGUUAAGAGCACUGGCUGCUCUUCCAAAGGAUCCAGGUUCAAUUCCCAGAACCCACACGGCAGCUCACAACUGUCUGGAACUCCAGUUCCAAGGGAUCCAACAUACACAUGAAGACUUACAAAUGAUGGGGCCAGCAAGAUGGUUCAGCCAGUAAAGGCGCUAACCAAGCAGCUCUGAUGACCUGAGUUCAAUUCCUGAAACCCACCAAUAAUGGUGGGAAGAGAGACAUGACUUCACAAAGUUUUCCUCUAACCUCCUUCUGUAUACUACAGCAUAAUGUGUGCCCCCCCACACACACACCAUUCACACACAAUUAAAAAACACUUACACAUGAAUUAUCCUUAACAUGAGAAAACUGGAAUCAGCUGGGCAUGAUGCUGCAUGUCUUUAAUCCCAACACGUGGGAGGUAGAGGCAGGCAGAUCUCUGUGGAAUCGAGGCCAGCCUGGUCUACAUGUUCAGGACGGCCAGGGUUACCUAGAGAGACCCCCCCCCCCCUCUCUCUCUCUCACACACACACACACACACACACACACACACACACACACACACACACAAACACACAAACACACUCACUCCUGGAAUCAACUAGAUGUCCUUCAAUCCUUUGAUCUGGUGUCUGGCGAGACCAAUUGUGGUAUAUCUAUACCAUAGAAUAGUACUCAACAAUAUAAAGGAGCUAAUUACUGAUACAAGAGGCAGCUUUUGUGAAUCUUCAGAAGAUUAUGCUAAGUGAUUAAAGCAAGCCAUAAGAGUGUUCAAAUUAUAUAAUUCUAUUCAUGUAACAUUCUGAAUGUGACCUUUAAGAAUGAAGACCUUUCAGAAAGGGGGCUGUAGAGUGAGACAGGAGAACCUAACUGUAAGUAGAUAAUGACGGAUUCUUACAGUGAUGGAAGCCCCCUACCUUGAACCAAAUCAUUAUUAAAUUGGAAACUGGGUAAGAUGAAUAUAGGGUCUCUUCAUAUUACUUCUUAAAACUGCAUCUGCAUCUUUAAUUAUCUAUAGCAUCUACAAUUACCUCAGAGGGAACUAUUUAAUGGGAAAACUCAAGUAGACAUUCUCGCAUCUCACUUGUAAGUCCCUAAGGAAAUGAACUGUCAUAUAUCAAAAUAUAGCAGAGAUGACACAAGAUGAACUGUUCCCAAAAUAUAUCAAGAGAGGAGACAAGAUGAACUACUACAUAUCAAAAUGUAGCAGAGAAGAGACAUUCCCCUUGUUAAUCACUAAUAUAUAUACACACAUCUGCGGGAGCCAUGGACUCUUCUUUUAAAAGUUUUCUAAAUGUAUCCAAUUUAAUGCUGAACACAAAUGACUAAGCACCUGGCAGGGGCUGGGGUACCUUUCAGCAGAGCCUUUGCUGAGCAUGAAGCAGGGGUGCAACCCCAGCACCAUGAAAAUGAAAACUGGCUAGAUGUGCCUGGGUAUGCUGUACAAAUUUUCUACGAGACAUUUAGAAGAGAUGGGUUUCUUCAAGUUUCUGGCAGAUACGUGUUGAGGAUAUAGAAGUGAUCAAGUCUGUCAAUUAGGUUUUCUCGCCCCAAUAGUCAUCCUCUAAUCUGGGAUGGGAGGUAGUCUUUGCUAUGAGUUUGUCAUGGCUUGCCACAAACACAAAGCUAGCACGUCAGUGAGACGCUGCUGCUUCUGCUGCCCUUAGUACAUAUUGACUCUUGGUGACUGUGUUCUUUUAGGAUUGAAAUGUGUUCUUGUAUUUCACUGUUAAUAACAUGGCUGUCACUAGUGAAGUAUUUAUUGAUGGCAGACUUCUCUAGGAUCACCCAUUGAUGUUCAUCCGAUUGUGGUAGCAAGACACUCAUGGGAAACUUAAUUGCGGUUUGUCUGUCCCGGGUACUGCACGGAGAGCACAAAGUCUGUUUUCACACCAGGUAUGUCUGUUUCAUCAAAGACUGUUUCAUUCCUAGUACAACUUCCGUGCUUGACUAUGAUAUCCUAAAGAUAUUGGGUAGUUCUACACAGUCUUCUUAAUGAACUGUUAUAAACAACAUUAUUAGGUUCCUGAAAAGAACAGAGGCUACUAUACAGUACAUCUGCUGAGAACCCAUCCAACGGAAAGAAAAGAAUGAGCGUUUGUACCUCUUCCCUGCUGAGACUGAUCUUGCUGCCGUGCCCAGGCUGAUCCUGAAACCCUAGGCUCAGGCAAUCCUCCAGAGCUGCUGGGACUCACGUGCUUUGCCAUCGAUCAUGGCUGCUGUGACUUUAUGAGGCUCUGAGUUAUGGGAACUUUAUCUACUGACCUAGAAAUACUGUUGUAAAUUCCAGCCCAACUGCGGCAGGAGUGCAAGGGACCCUGUUCCUGGCUGCCAGCUGCAACCACGGCUGCACACACAUGCACAGAAUAAAUGGGCUUAGUGGGGUUUUCUUUUAACUAAAACAAAGAGAAGAGAAGAGGGCGUGAAAUUGAGAGGUGGACUUGGGAGUAGAUCCCAGGGGAGCUGAGGGGGAAAUUGGGGUGGAGGGGUAUGAUAAUAUUUCUUUGUAAACAUAUACUAAAUUGUCAAAGAAUAACAAUAUAUAAAUAAAAAGAAAUGCUAUUGCUGCC
Messenger RNA from Mus musculus (house mouse), 5799 nucleotides. It is a transcript of the gene Creg2, whose product is annotated as cellular repressor of E1A-stimulated genes 2. Gene Ontology annotation, cellular component: endomembrane system; extracellular region; cytoplasm. Lineage: Eukaryota; Metazoa; Chordata; Mammalia; Rodentia; Muridae. The transcript is spliced from 4 exons. The coding region runs from base 243 to 1109 and encodes 288 amino acids. The record is from RefSeq and is marked validated.